AGCUGAUAAGGUUUCCUGUAGUAUUUCAUUUUUCAAAUAAAUAAUUAAAUUUUGUAUUCUUUACAGAUUGAUUGAAAAAGAGAUUCACUAAUAAUAUAAAAAAUUUUGUGUUUGAUUCAAUAAACUUACUGUAUACUUUCCAGAAAUUUUUUUUUUACAAUUAACUUGAUACUUAUAAAUAAAAAUGACAGGUAUUGUAUAAAUUAGAUAUCUUAGUUAAUUUAAUUGAUAGCCAAUAAUUUUUUUUUGUUUUUUUUUUAGACAUAGCUAAGCAAGCUGAGUCUUAUGAAGCAAAUGAAUUAUUUGAUAUUAAAAACUCAUACUACAUUGGGAAUUACCAACAAUGCAUCAAUGAUGCUCAGAAAGAGCCGGUAUUUAUUGAAUUAUAAAUUAUUAAUAAUUAUACUCUUACGAUCAAUAUACUAAUCAGCUUAUAUAUAUAGUAUGUACCUAAAAGUUAUUUUCAUCAAUCAUAAUUUUCAAACAGCAGUAGGAUCCCUUAGAACUGUUGUUGGAAUUAAUUUUGUGAUUAGGAUUUAAAAUGUUUUUAAUAUUGGUUCUACCUGGUCUUAUAACUAAGUAUAAUUUAUGUAUUAUUUUUGAAAAUAACUUUUUACAAUUUUAGUAAAACCAUUAUAAUAUUGUAUACUACAUUUAUACAUUUAUAAUUCCUGUUUUUAAUUAUAAAUGUAUUACUAUUUCAAAUUUUUACUAAAUAAUUUUGAGGAUAGGGACCUUGAGUAAUCUUUACCACUAAACCAUUAACUUUUUUUUAUAAAAUAAAUGUAAUUAUAUUUACACAUUAAAUAUUUUUUUCUUUACAGCCAAAUUAUGGAAAUUUACGUAUAAAACGCGAUAUAUUUAUGUAUCGAGCUUACUUAGCUCAAAAAAAAUAUGGCAUUGUUCUUGCAGAAUUAAAAACCAAUUCACACCCAGACUUGCAACCUUUUAAAUUGUUAGCCGAGUAUUUACAAAGUCCUGAUAAUAGGUAAGGUAUUUACCAUAAGAAUUGUAUAGAUUUAAAAGUUAUGUAUAAACUACAAGGUAAGAAUCUAAAAAAUAAUAUAAACAUUUUAUUGUUAUUUAUCUUUUAAUGACUACCUUUAUAAUAAAAUGUUUCUGAACUAUCCUGUUAUCUCGACUACUAAUAUAUUUUCAAGACUACAUAGUAUAUCGUUGGUUAACUAAAAUUGAAUAUGAGUAUAAAUGUAAGUUCCCGCAUAAAUACAGUUUGAUUUAUAAUUCCUGCAUUGUAAUAAUUAAUCUGUAUCACAUUAAUACAUAAUUAGAUUUGAUUUUCAAUUAUAUGUACAGAAAAAUGUGUAAACCACAAUUUUAAAAGUUAAUGGUUAUGAUCACAAAACUAUCAACCAAUCUUAUAAUUUUGUGGACCCAACUACAGUAGUGCAUACAAAAACAAUAUAACAUCUGUGUGGAUUGGCAAAGUGGUGUAUCAUAAGACAUAGAGGAACAGGUCGUAAUCAUUUGGAUUUGUAUUUAACAAAAUUUGAAUGAAGAUCCAUUUGUAAAAAUUCUAAUUGAUAUAAUGAUGUACUUUCUUCCACAAAACAUUUUUUAAUAUUAUUUAUUGACAAUACAUGCUUGGUACAUACAUUUUAUUAAAAUAAACUAUAUAAUUAUAAACUUAUGAAUGCUAACUUUUUUAUUCAUAUCAUGAUUCAAAUUAAAUUUGUUAUCAAAAUGAGGUAGUCGAGAUAAUAAGAUGAGCUGGUAGUCUUGAAAAUUUCAGAGAAAAGUUGAGAUAACAGAAUCAUUUUUUUACUAAUCUAAAAUGUAUUGCUCAAUACAUUAUUUUAGGUAACUGUUAUAGCUUUUAUGGACAAAUAUAACAUAUUAGACCAAUAAGGGGUUGAAAGUUACAACACAUUUUCUAAUGUUUAAAUUCAAUUUUUAAAGUAUUGUUGGAUUUGUUGACAAAUUGUCUAUGUUAUUUAAGAAGCUGAUUUUUCAAUUUAAAAUUUUGUAUCCAAAAUAAAUACAAAUGUAAUGGGGAUAUUUCCUGGAAUUUGUAAAAAUAAUAUCUUAAUUUGGAAUUUUAAUGGAAUAAAAAAAAAAUAAAUUAAUACAUGCUGUAAAAAUUUAAAUUGUAUGGUUUAAUUUUCCACCACUUAUUAGUUUACACCAGUAGUCUGUUUGAAAAAUACAUUUGUUUCAACCCAUUAUAUUUUAUCAAAAUAUUGUGUAAAUUAUAAUUUAUUUAAAACAAAUAUUUAAUUUGAAACCAUAAAAAUAUGAAAAGGGAUUCUGUUAUGCACGCAUUGGAACGAGAAUUAUCAGAAAGUUCGAGCGAAUUAAAUCAUUCACUUCUUAUUGUAGCGGCAACAAUUUAUAAUCAUGAACAUAAUUAUGAAUCUGCCCUACGGGUUCUCAAAAAUGACGAUUCUCUUGAAGGGUUUGUAUUUUGAAAUAGCAUACAUAACUAUUAAUUAAGACAUAAUAUAUUUAUUUAUUGCAGUGCGGCAUUAUCUUUAAUAAUAUAUCUAAGAAUGAAUCGAGUAGAUUUAGCUACAAAAGAAUUCAGAAAAUUAAGAGAGAAGGAUGAAGAUGCAACAUUAACACAAAUGGCACAAGCUUGGUUAAACUUAGCAUUGGUAAAAAGCAGUAUUCAUUUGUUUAUGUUUAUAUAGGUUAUAGUCAUUGAAUUAAAAACUAAACUGAAUUGUUUUUUUUAUAUAAAUAUAAAUUGCAAAUGAAUGAUCAAUGUAUUUAGUGUUAAGUAUAUUAAAAUAAACAAUUCUAAUAAUAUAUUGUUUUUGAAUAGGGCGGAGAAAAAUUACAGGAAGCUUAUUACAUAUUCCAAGAACUAAUUGACAAAUAUGGAGUUACAGCUUUGUUGUUAAAUUGUCAGUCAGUAUGUUAUAUUGGACAAGGCGAGUAUAAAAAAGCGGAGAUUACAUUACAAGAUGCUUUAGAAAAAGAUAGUAAUGAUAUUGAUUCCUUAGUAAAUUCAUUGUUCAUUUCUGGCCAUUUAAAAGUUUCAGCAGAAGUAAGUUACGGAUUUUGAUUUGAAACUUUUAUUUUGUAACUAUUUUAUUUAUUUUUGAAUACAGGUAGCUAAGAGAAAUUUAAAUAUGCUGCGAGAUGCUUAUGCUAAUUCUGAUUUUAUUGAAACUUAUAAUAAAAAAGAAGCUGAAUUUGAUUUGUUGUCACAGGCAUUCCAAUAAUCCAAUAAUCAAAUAAGCUAAAUAUAAAUAAGUUA
This is a messenger RNA of Cinara cedri, 3220 nucleotides long. The record is from the annotation of a GenBank genome assembly. Lineage: Eukaryota; Metazoa; Arthropoda; Insecta; Hemiptera; Aphididae.